CCUUCCUAGAUUGACGCCCCUUCCUCUCCCGAUCAGGAUCAAGACACGACGCACUUGCUUCUCCGUCCAACCACACCACAUCUCCUCCAACUCCUCCAUUUGGUUGAGAAGAGGAGGCCUUCUUCGUAUUCCGGCCGGUAGGCCCUUCUGGGCCGCGAAGACGGCGGAGACGGCGGAGAGAGGGAGUCUGGGGAUUUUGUUUGGGAUGAGAUUAGGGGAAAAAGAGGACGCAAUGGAGGAGGAGGAGGAGGAGAGGGGUUCCGCUGCGGCGCCGCUGCAGCUUAAGCUCCUUCCUCUCUUGCCUCAUUCCGCGCAGCCUUCGUUUUCCCAGCUGCGGUUCCCAUGGGCGUCCGAGGCCGGGAACGUGGAACUGUCGAUGCGAGGCUUCGAUGUGAACCGGGCGCCGUCUGCCGGGGAAGCCGAGGAGGUGGCGGCGUCGUCGUCGCCCAACAGCACUGUCUCUUCCUUCCAGAUGGAGUUUUCCGCCGGGGGAGGCGAGGGCGGAGCGCUGCCAGUGGAAAGGGCCUGUUCGAGAGCGAGACGCUUGUGGUGGGGGACAAGCUAGGCGUACUUCCGCACACUAUCCGGGUCUCCCUCGAGGGGGAGCUCUUCGCAGUCGACGCCACAAAUAACAAUAUAGUUCGGAUCACUCCGCCUCUCUCCCAGUAUAGCAGAGCAAGAUUUGGUUGCCGGGUCAUUUAAGGGAUUCUCUGGACAUGUAGAGAUGGUAAACCUGCAGAUGCUCGUUUCUAUCGU
This is a messenger RNA of Zingiber officinale, 756 nucleotides long. RefSeq lists its product as uncharacterized. Bases 343 to 702 code for a protein of 119 amino acids. The record is from RefSeq and is a predicted model, not a curated record. The transcript is spliced from 4 exons. Lineage: Eukaryota; Viridiplantae; Streptophyta; Magnoliopsida; Zingiberales; Zingiberaceae.